UACGUCAAAACAUGCAAAGGUCCGCAACAACAGAGCGAAAAAAAAACGACGAAAACUCAAAAGAAAGCAACAAUUGCAUUAGUGACAAUGAAGGGCUGGAAGCAAUGAGCGAAAAGUCCCUGCACUGCUAGCGUUCGAUACGACCCAACAACUCCAGUCCAUUUAACCGCAAUCGCUCCAACCAAACCGCAUGGCUGUGUGCUGGAAAGUGUGCUGCAACGCGUGUCGUGCUACGAUUUAGCCCCAAUGGUGGCCGUGGUUCAUCGUGGACCUUGAAAAAAAGGUUUCGGAAGCUUGCCCUCGCCAGUGUAUUGAUUUUCCCCGACCAAACAAACAUGGUGACAGACUAGGUGGUUUUGUGGAGCUGUGAAAACAAGGGCCGCAUAGAAAGAAAUGCUGCUACCCAUGCUGGGGCAGCGUCCAGUGAGUUGUGCAAGUAGCAAGAGAAUGCUUGUGCGUUUUUUCCUGCCGUGUUUCGAGACAGCCAGCCAAAAGUGCAGCUGCACAGCUAGGGCCAGCUGCUGCUGAUGGGAGCGUUGCAUCAAAACAAAUGGUGUGAGACAGAAUGGUUAGGGAGCCAGCCCCGCUCCGGCCCUUACAAAGUCCGUGUCUGUGUGUGUCCGGUCCAGUGUGCGCUUGGCAGCAUCAAAUUGCAUAAUGCGAACGGCUUUGGGAAGGAUAAAUGUCCUCUGCUAGGCAGGGUUGGUAGUGGUGGUGUACUGGGGAGAGGAAGCGUGCGCGGGAAGGAAGCCCGUAGAAAGCGCAGCAACGCGUCCGGUGGAGAAUGCUAAAGGUCAACCGUCAGAGCUUCGCCUGUUAUGUUCUGCCCGUUGUCAUUGUUACAGUAAUAGUAUUAGCUGCAUCAUCGCUAGCGGCAGUCGAGGAAGUAUUGUAGUAUUUACCGCCGAUAAAGCAGCAGAAAGCAGUAGCGCAAUCAGUGGUAGCCGACGGACGUGGUGUUUUGUGCUUGUGCGUCAUCGCAGGCUGGGAAGUGGAAUAAGUCAUAAUAGCAUCCAGCUGAGAGAGCACAAAGUUGUCCGAAGUUUCGCCCCAUCCACUCCGGGAGGCGAGCGUUGCGCACCCGGUGCCCUUAAAGCGUGCUUUUGUGUCUAUUUACGCAGAAGAGUAUUAUCGUAAUCGGCCAAUGUGUUGAGUGUACGACCCGGAUAAAGUCCUGCACACACACACACGCACACACAAGAGGACACAACGUAGACCCGCCGAUGGCCAAUGCAGGUCAGCACAUAUUACUUCGAUCGGCUGUAGUGAAUUCCGUUACUGGAAAGGUGUCAUGUGCAGCUCCUGCUUAGCCUGGUCCGGUCGUUUUCAUCCGGAGUGGCAAUACUAGGCAAAGGAGGCUGUUGUGUAGAGCCGUGGCGAGUGGAACGUGAUUUCCCAUUUUACUUCUGCACACACGUUUCCAUAGGCACGAUCGAUUUUGAAGUGAAAGAAGCAACAACAACAACAUCAAUCGCCAUCCAGCAUGGGCGGCUCAGUUAGCCAAGUGUUUCGGUCCGGCAGCGCGCUGCUCUCGAACCGCGACGGCCACAAGGUGUCGGAAACGACGGUUGAAAAGGUGAACACAAUCUUCGACGCACUCAGGGCAAAUCCAAAGAUAUCGAUACAGCGGCUAGAGCCACUGUUGCUUCAAAUGCCGAAGUACGAAAAUAUCCUUGCGAUACACGACGAAACAGGAUACAAUUUGCUGCAGAAAAGCGUAGGACUAAACCAUGUAGAACUAGCUAGGUGGCUACUGCAAAGACAUCGCCCGGAUGUGAACCGGAGCUCGUGUUCCUUACCACUGCACAUAGCCUGUCUGAAGGGUUACGAAGAAUGUGUAGAGCUGCUGCUUAAACACGGUGCUAGAAUAGAUACCGAAGCAAGGAUGUGCUUUCCCGGUGCACACUCGCACAACUGCGAAGAGAGUGGGAAGUACAAAAAUCAAGGCGACGAUGUGAGGGUUUGCGAGCGACCGAACACGAAGCUGCAGAAUGCCGUCUGCUACGCGAUCGAUGGCGAUCAGAUCAACGUGCUGAACAUACUGGCUCAAAAGAUGGAGGAACCGUGGAUGCCGUUCCGGGUGCGGAAGCCGCUGCUGCACAUUGCCUGCGAGCGGGGCGCCUGGAAGUGUGUGCAGCAUCUCGUCCAGACGCGCUCGGACGAGAUCAAUCUGAUCAAGGACGAGUACUACCCGAUCCACCAGGCGGUGCUGCACGACGGGCGCUUUCUGGAGCUGCUGAUACAGCACGGUGCCAUCACGACGGUGCGCACCUGCACGCAGCAAAUGACGCUGCUGCAUGUUGUGAUCCUGGCAGCGAGAAAGUCGGCCGAAGACACACUCACCACAAUCCGUAUACUGUUGGAACGGGGCUGCAAGGAACUGAUCAAUAGUCCCGAUUCUUUGGGCAACACCCCACUGCACGCGAUCAUCGUCCGGUAUGCCCUAGAGGAGGCCAGAUAUGGCUACGACAAGUGGAACAAAUGGGAUGUGUUGCAUUUGGUGCGCUUUCUACUGCAGAACGGUGCUAAGAGCUCAAUCAAUCAAACAGGAAACAGUGCGCUUGCCUGCGUCUUUCGCCAUAUACGAGACUGGGAGGUUUGCUACGAGCUGCUGAACAUGCUCAUCAAAGAAGGAGGAGACCCCAAUAUUGUUGGUCGGGAUGGAUCCGUUCCUAUUAUGGUCUGUUUAGUGCCACUUAUCAACAAGGAUCCGCUGCACCAUUUCACACACUCAAUGAAGGUCUGCUAUUUGAACUGCAUUCGAAUACUGUUACAAAACGGCGCGAAUCCAAACUGCUCCUAUCGCUCCAACCUGACGCCGCUCCACGUGCUCAUCUUCACCGUCUCCGAGAACUUUACGCUCAACUGUGAUAUCCAGAAACGCGCCAACUUUGACUUUAUCAAAAACAUUCUCCUGCUGCUGCUGCAGUACGGGCUGGACUGCAACAUCACCUCCCAGCACAUCCUGCAGUCGGUGAUCGACAUGAUCGUGAACGUGCGCACCUGCCCGGACAUUCUGUGCGUGUACGAGCUGCUGCUGCUGCUGAUCCAGUACGGCAUCGAUCCGAACAUUUCGCUCAGCAACAAGCUGAUGGCGAACGGGGCGAGCAGCAGCAACUCUUCCAUCAUUUUCGUAAACGAUUUCAUCAACUUCGGCGGUAUACGUGGUGCCGCACCGGGUGGUGCGGUGGAUGCAACCGCAUCCGGCAGUGCCAGCAGUACCGGCGGCCCCAACAACGGUGGACCGGGUGGAGUGGUGGUGACGGGCGGUGCUGGAGGAGGAGGCGGUGGUGCUUCCUCAGCGGCAAACGGGAACGGCGGUGGACCGGGCGGGUCGGGCAGCGGCGGUCCCUCGAAUGGGAACGAAAACCUGCGCAGCUCGUUCCGCAACAAUGCGCGCAACUAUCUGCUGUUCUACUACAUUAUGCUGAUCACGCGCAAAGAGUUCAUUCUGCUCGACCGGGAGCAAACGUACCAGCGCAUCAUCUACCUGUUCUACUACUCGAUGAAGCACGAACCACUGUUCAACUGCCUGAAGACGCUGCACAAUCUGCUGAUCGCGCAGGUGCCGCACCGGUCGAUCGACAACCUGCGCCACCUAAUCAUUACGCUGUACAAGAAGCCGCGCAGCCUGAAGCAGCUGUGCCGCGUCUGCAUCUACAACAGCCUGGACAAGAAGCUGGCCCCGAACAUAGCGCGGCUGAAUCUGCCCGGUCCGUUGAAAGAGUACGUGAUGAACUUCGACAAGUAAAGCCGUAAGUUAAGAAGAAAAGAAAAAAAAAAACAACACGAGAGUUCACGCUUCCUCUCGAGAUCUCUUUCAUUAGGUGCUGCGAUAGCUAGUUGUUUGUUGUGUUGUGUAUCGUUAACGUGCCCGAAGAUAAAGCAAGUAGCAGCGAUCGUUUAGCUAUCAGACCGACGGUUUAACGAAGAUUCGCGUAUAGUGUACAGUAUGGUGUACUAUUUUUUCUCCAUUUUCAUUUCCCUUUUAGGAUACAGUCUAGAUAGUUUAGAUUAGUUUGGUAAAAUUUAAAAAAUCCCUUUCGUUAUUCUCCAUUAACUGUACGUUCUUUUUUCUCUGUCACUCUCUACAUUUUGGUUAAGACUUUUCAGCAUUCAAUUAGAUACACUCGAUAGUUAAAAGAAUAUAGCUAAGGAUCUCCAAAGCAAUCUUAUGCCACGAACAAAGACAUUUUUAGUUUAAGUCGUUUUUCAACCGUAGCUGACCGUAGAAUGAUCUGAAGAAGAAACAAAAACAAAAACACUCCCAAUCGAAUGUAGCUAUAAACGAAAGCGCCAGGAAACGCGUCCAUGAAGGAUGAUUGCGCGCCCCAAAGCCUAAUCGAUGUGUCCUAAACAGCCCGUAAACAAAAAAAAAAAUGAAAACAAUCGUACACGUAUAAAUAUUGUAAAGCUCACAGUGAGCUAGCAAAAAAAAAGAACAUGAAAAUAUGUAUGUGUGUUGUGUGUAUAAUGUAAAUAUGUUGUAGCGUUUACUAAGGAUCCACACUUUUAUAGGUAGUUGGUUAGAUAAACAAGUACAUGCGCUCGUGCAGCCGGAGUUGGAGGCGGAAAAUGGAGAGUGUGCUGGUGGUGGUGGUAGUGGUGUGCACAUGAAGCAACAUCGAUGCAGUAGAUAUGACUAACGAAAUUAUACGAUCAGGCACACAAACACAAACACACACACUGGCUUCCGGUUGCACGUCAGCAGAAGCAGUCGUCACGAACAAACGAACAAAUAUAUCAAACAAAAUAUAAGCAAGCGUGUGUACAAUGUGAAUGUAUGUGCGGCGGGGGCGGAACGAAGGGGGAGUUUCGCCGCUUGGAAAACACCGAAUUUCUUCAACACACUUCAGAUAGGACUGAAAAAUCAAUCAAACUUAAAACUGAGCAUACAUUGUAGAUGGCGCGGAACGGAAGAGAAAGGAAACACACUAAGGAAGAUGCGAAAGAAAGUAUUUUGUACGCUGUGUCGUGAACAAUUCGUUUGUAAGGAGCUGUCCAACCGAUGUGGCAUACAAAAUAUUCGACGGGUUUGCAUGCAAAUGUGAAAGUAAUAAAGAGUUUGGAAAAAUAAA
This is a messenger RNA of Anopheles arabiensis, 5078 nucleotides long. Its product is annotated as ankyrin-3. Gene Ontology annotation, molecular function: protein binding. The transcript has 8 exons. Lineage: Eukaryota; Metazoa; Arthropoda; Insecta; Diptera; Culicidae. The coding region runs from base 1484 to 3751 and encodes 755 amino acids. The record is from RefSeq and is a predicted model, not a curated record. Gene Ontology annotation, biological process: intracellular signal transduction.